GCUAAGAAGUUUAUUUAGUUGGUGUAGACUCAGUUUGGCAAAACUGUUAAGAUACUUCAAUUUGACCUUGGCGGCGAGUAUAAUUCCAAUGAACUCGUUGGUGUUUUUAAGGCAGAGGGCAUCUACCUUAACAGUCAUGUCCUCGACUAUCUCAUCAAAAUGGGGUUUUUGAGCGUAAGAAUCAUCAUGUCCUGGAAGUCACACGAGCUAUUCUUUUUUUUUCUCGCGUGUGCCUACUGCUUUGUGGGUUGAAGUUGUGCAUACCAUUGUCUAUCUUAUAACCCGCCAUAUCACUCCAUUAUUGGGUCAACACUCUCAAUAUCAGGUUCUCUAUUCGAAGCUUAUUAUUCCUUCUCUUGUGUGUUCCGGUGUAAGUGUUUUGUUCUACUACAAAGGAAGGAACGUCAUAAGCUAGCUCCGAAGGUGGCUCGGUGAGUGUUUGUGGGUUAUAAUAGUGAGAAACACAAGGGACAUAUGUGCUAUGAUUCGGUUUCACAUCGUAUGAGGAUUGUUUAUCAUGUUAAAUUCAAGGAACAUGAUAUGUACGAUCAUUCUUCACAUUCCGAGGCCAACACUACCGAAGCACUUGAGUUCUUAACUCAUUGGCCGAGUUUUGAAUCUUCACCACUAUCUUCACUUGCUGAAAAUCCAGCCGAGUCGAGCACCAGUGCAGACCAUUCUUCCUCACUACUUCUGCUUCUUCAUCGUCUUCUACCUCCUCCUCCGGAGUCUCGUCCACCUCUCCACUAUGAUCUUCGUCAUCUGGGUCAUCUACUAGCACAUCACCUAGCUCCUCCUCACAUGGAUCUUCUAAGCAUGAGUCGACUGCUUACGAGGGAGGGUCUCCUCCUCCCGUUCAAUAGGUAGCUCCCUUCCGCCGCUCAAACAGGGCAACUCUGGGGCAUCCCUCUCUACGUAUGGAGGACUUUAUGGGAGUAGCUACUCAUCUUCACCUGGAGACUAUUCAUCAACUUCUGAGGUACUUGAAGCAGACUGCAGAUGUCACGAUAUUCUUCCCGGCACAAGGCGAAUCAACUACUGAGGCUUUUGCCGAUGCUGACUAUGUGGGGUGUGUUGAUACUUGAAAAUCCACUUCAAGAUGAUGUAUUAGGAUUGGACAGUCCUUUGUGUCAUGGAGGUGUAAGAAGCAAGACAGAGUAUUGAAGUCUUCCACAGAAGCUGAGUGUGGGUCCAUGUCAGAAGUUAGCUCGUAGGUAGUUUGGAUGAAACGAUUACUAGAUGAGUUGGGGGUACAUCGUCGAGUUACUAUGCGUAUAUAUGGGGAUAAUACUAGUGUGAUUCAGAUUGCGCUGAAUCUUAUUCUUCAUGACAGGACGAAGCACAUCGAGGUUCACUUCCAUUGCAUUAGACAGUUGAUGGCAGAGAGAGUUAUACAGGUUGGCUAUCUUUCGACGGGGAACCAGACAACUGAUCUCUUAACAAAGGUUAUUUCGAAAAGUCGUCAUUUGUACUUAUCUUCCAAAUUGAUGUUGCGUACCUCACAUCAAUUUGAGGAAGGGUGUUAAUUUAUGUUAUUAAAAUGGAUAUCAUUAUGUAUCACACAUAAAAUAAGUUUUAUCUGCACCAAAAUAUUUGACUUUGGAGAUGAAACAAAAGAUUAUGGUCCAAUUAUGAAUCAUUAGACUUGGCAUCUUGGUGGAUUAGGGGCGGGUUCAUAGCAUCUGUUCCUCCUCCUUUAUCCCUAACAGAUUUCCCCGUACCCAGUCGUGGACAUUAAAUGGGGAUGUCACAGAUCACGUGACUAUCAAAUGAUGGAUUCGGGUAACCACUCUACGUUAUUCGUAGAAAAUAAUAAAAAAUUAAUAUUUAGAUAAAUAGCAUGCAAGGAUGUAAGGCUGCAAGGCAUCAAAUUCAUUAAAAAUGAAUAAAAAUGGUCAAAUCAUUCAAUAAAAAACAACAUUAUAGUAGCCUCCAAGGUUGCAAUCUAUAUCCCACCACCCAGAACCUAGAAUUCGAAUUCAGUUCAACAUCUACUAUUUUAGAAAUAUCAAAGAAAAAAGCACACAAAGGCAACAAGCCAAUGACCAUUGUUCAAACUUGAAACAAAACUAUAAUUAAUGAUCCAAACUAGGUGAAUAGCAUUCCAAUAUCCAGCAACCGAAUUUGAGAUUUAUAAGACCAUAUCAGAAUCAAACUAGGUGAAUAGCAUUCCAAUAUCCAACAACCGAAUUUGAGAUUUAUAAGACCAUAUCAGAAUCACUGCAACUUUGCAAGAAACAAACAAGAUGGAAAAAUACGAGGAAACAUAAACAAGCUAACAAUUUGUUGUCGAUUAUUGAUGAAAAUAUCAAAACAAACAAGUUAGUUUGAUAGUCAUUUGUACCUCGUCUUCCAUUGUUUCAAUACUCAGUCAUCUAGGCAGAAUAGUGAAUUCAACAUCACACGUUCAUGAGCUAUGAUCCAUAUAUCUUUGUUUAGCUACGCAGUUAAUAACAACAUUUAAUUGAAUCUCAAUAAAAACUAACUUACUCCCAUUCUCUUGAUCUUCAGUAGUUGGAUCUUGAAUCGAUAGACCUGUAAAUACUCCUUACAUUGCCUCCACACUAGCCUCUGAUUCUGCAGAAAUAAAGUAAAUUGUUAACU
Molecule: messenger RNA, 2604 nt
Organism: Linum trigynum
Lineage: Eukaryota; Viridiplantae; Streptophyta; Magnoliopsida; Malpighiales; Linaceae
Source: the annotation of a GenBank genome assembly